CAUUUUGACCGAGAAGUGAGCGUUCCGAGUCGAAAUAUCUCGCACGUAGUGUUGCCGCUUUUCCGCGUGCGUGAUUGGCCGGUCGAAGCCGGGUGAUCGAGAUCGCGGCGAGUUCCGCGAAUUUCGUGCGUGUGCGUCGUGAUCAAUCGUGAUGUGACAGUUCGCGUCGUGUCGUUAGGAGGUUAAUAUUAUUAUUAAUGUGAUCUCUCAUCAUUAAAUACGAUCGUUUAAUUCGCGAAUUUCGUUCGCGUCACGCAAGGAUCGAAGUGACGACGGCGAUCGAGAUCGCGGCGAGUUUGGCAAGUUAAUUUCGCGCGUGUAUCGCGUGAUGUGACGUGUGUUCGCGUGGUGUGUUUUGCGAGAUAUACCGAUGAAGUUAAUGUUCGAGAAGAUCUGAUGGAAUUAGCUGUUGGUGCUCAUGGCACAAAUAUUCAACAAGCGUGAAAAGUUGAUGUCGUUACAAAUAUAGUUAGAAGAAAAUUCAUGCACAUUUAAGAUAUAUAGAGAGACGCAUGAAGCUGUUAAGAAAGACCGAUCUAUGUUGGAAUACAGCGGUAACCUAAAAAUAGAUGGUGACAGUGACAGAGUCGUAACCAUUGCCGCGUGAUAGAUGAUAGUGAUAGUGAAAUAUAUAUUGACGGCAGGGAGCUGAUGCCGAGGAGAUCUUUCAGAAGGAAAGUGUAUCCAAAAUCGCACACGGAGCUGAUACCGAAGAGAUCGUUAAGAAGGAAGGUGUAUCCAAAAUUGCACAUGGGACUUGUGAGUUAUGCGAAGCAAUUGAUACUGUUAAGGUUAAGGUUCAUUGGUCAUAUGAAGUUUGCACACGUCAAGCUUGACAUCCUAAAGACAUCCUACACAAUGCAUUCUGAAAACGAUACCGUGCAGGUUCGUUGGCGUAUACGUGGUGUCAUCACAGGCUGGAAGAUGGUACGACGGCUUUUUUAUUUUUUACGUUAA
Molecule: messenger RNA, 957 nt
Organism: Temnothorax curvispinosus
Lineage: Eukaryota; Metazoa; Arthropoda; Insecta; Hymenoptera; Formicidae
Exons: 6
Coding region: 652-957 (101 amino acids)
Source: RefSeq, a predicted model, not a curated record